AUGCGACGCGCGGUUGUGCGACAGGAAGCACUGCCUACGCAUGUCAAAGUCGUGAGCGCCCUGCCUGCCGGCCCUGACGGCAGCCGCGAUGAAAGCGACGAGCACGCCGGCGCAGCCGAGCAGAAACACGCCAAACAGCAGCAGCCCCGCCAGCUGGGCGUGCUGCCUGCGCCUGGCGGCCUCGUGGAACUCACGCGCCCGCGACCCGUGCGACUCCGAGUCGAACCGGUACCGGACGUCCUGGUGGAAGACGCGGCGGUCGUGGCUGCCGAUGCCGACGAGGUUGGAUCGGGGAGGAGGAGGAUGAGGAGGCCCCGAGGCGGCGGCGCGCGAGCUCUGGUUUACGAGCUCCGCCACGGCGGCCAGGUGCGAGUUGAUCAGGUUCGCGUUGGCGUAGGGCGGUGGCGGUGGUGGGGUGCUCGGCGGCGAAGGCCCGUCUUCGGGGAUGCUGGGCAGGAGCUUCUCUGA
Pyricularia oryzae 70-15 is the source of this 468-nucleotide messenger RNA. RefSeq lists its product as uncharacterized. The record is from RefSeq and is a predicted model, not a curated record. The transcript has a single exon. Bases 1 to 468 code for a protein of 155 amino acids. NCBI's taxonomy places the organism in Eukaryota, Fungi, Ascomycota, Sordariomycetes, Magnaporthales, Pyriculariaceae.